CAUGGGACGUUAAAUCCAUAAUCACAGGUUCUCAGACAUUUUCAUACUAGCUCUGAACUUCCUCUUCCAUCGGCACUUUUGUGAAACAUCGGGUAAGGCUUGUCAAUUGAAUUUACCUGUACGCUGGCAGGUGACUCAAACGCGCACCUGUCACCAUGUCGAAAGCAGAUAAAGAAAUCACCUACAAUGAGCUCAAGGGUCUCCUGGGGACGAGUUCCAACCUGCUGUUGAUUGACGUGCGCACCAAAGAGGAGGUGCAGCGGGGGAAGAUCCCGGGUUCCAUCAACAUCCCACUGGACACGGUGGAGUCUGACCUGGUCCUGGACCCUGCUGCUUUCCAAGCCAAAUUUGGGGUCCCGAAACCCCCUCUGGACUCCCCAGAGCUGGUGUUCCAUUGUCAAACAGGCCGUCGUGCAGGAAUGGCCAUGGAGAAGGCCCGGUCCCUGGGGUUUCAGAGGGUGCGUAACUAUGUUGGGGGGUACAAAGAAUGGUCUGAGAAGGAGGGGAAGUAGAUGGAGCUGAUAAGACCAGCAUUCCGCACACUGUACUGCACAGUAAUGAGAACUGCAAAGCACUGGAUGUAUUUAUUUCAUCCUUGAAGAAGGCUAGAAGCUGUAGUAAUUCCUGCCAUUUUUGAUGUAAAUAUGUGGGACUCACAAAGACAUUGAGAAUAAAAGCUUUAAGUGGUGUUUGUA
Messenger RNA from Megalops cyprinoides (Indo-Pacific tarpon), 695 nucleotides. Its product is annotated as thiosulfate:glutathione sulfurtransferase-like. The coding region runs from base 156 to 512 and encodes 118 amino acids. Lineage: Eukaryota; Metazoa; Chordata; Actinopteri; Elopiformes; Megalopidae. The record is from RefSeq and is a predicted model, not a curated record. The transcript is spliced from 4 exons. Gene Ontology annotation, molecular function: thiosulfate-cyanide sulfurtransferase activity. Gene Ontology annotation, cellular component: mitochondrion.